AUGGCUGGCGCCAAGCUUCGCGGGAAGACGCUUGGCCUCGUCAUCGGCGUUGUCGGGGCCGUCGGAUUUGUGCUACAGGGCUACGACCAGGCUGUUGCUAAUGGACUGUUGACAUUGGGAUCUUUCAUUGCUGUUUUCCCACAAAUUGACACCGUCAACACCAAGGGUGCGCAACAAUCCCACAAUAGCACUAUUCAGGGUACGACGGUCGCUAUCUAUGAAGUCGGGUGCGCUCUUGGCGCCCUGGUCUGUGCCUGGCUUGGAGAUAGACUUGGGCGUCGAAAAACAAUUUUCCUGGCUGGCUGCGUUGCUCUGGCUGGCAUCAUUAUUCAGGCGAGUCCGUUCGCGCUUGGCCAGCUUAUCGCCGGUAGAGUUAUUACUGGUACAGUCUGCACCACAAUUAAGUCCCGGCACGAUAGGUUAACAUAA
Messenger RNA from Penicillium lagena, 429 nucleotides. RefSeq lists its product as uncharacterized. Gene Ontology annotation, biological process: carbohydrate transport; transmembrane transport. Gene Ontology annotation, cellular component: membrane. Bases 1 to 429 code for a protein of 142 amino acids. NCBI's taxonomy places the organism in Eukaryota, Fungi, Ascomycota, Eurotiomycetes, Eurotiales, Aspergillaceae. The transcript is spliced from 2 exons. Gene Ontology annotation, molecular function: carbohydrate:proton symporter activity. The record is from RefSeq and is a predicted model, not a curated record.